Pan troglodytes (chimpanzee) is the source of this 1051-nucleotide messenger RNA. It is a transcript of the gene PLAUR, whose product is annotated as plasminogen activator, urokinase receptor. NCBI's taxonomy places the organism in Eukaryota, Metazoa, Chordata, Mammalia, Primates, Hominidae. Gene Ontology annotation, cellular component: plasma membrane. The record is from RefSeq and is marked provisional.
AAAUCCCCCUCUCUGCCCCCGCGACAUGGGUCACCCGCCGCUGCUGCCGCUGCUGCUGCUGCUCCACACCUGCGUCCCAGCCUCUUGGGGCCUGCGGUGCAUGCAGUGUAAGACCAACGGGGAUUGCCGUGUGGAAGAGUGCGCCCUGGGACAGGACCUCUGCAGGACCACGAUCGUGCGCAUGUGGGAAGAAGGAGAAGAGCUGGAGCUGGUGGAGAAAAGCUGUACCCACUCAGAGAAGACCAACAGGACCCUGAGCUAUCGGACUGGCUUGAAGAUCACCAGCCUUACCGAGGUUGUGUGUGGGUUAGACUUGUGCAACCAGGGCAACUCUGGCCGGGCUGUCACCUAUUCCCGAAGCCGUUACCUCGAAUGCAUUUCCUGUGGUUCAUCAGACAUGAGCUGUGAGAGGGGCCGGCACCAGAGCCUGCAGUGCCGCAACCCUGAAGAACAGUGCCUGGAUGUGGUGACCCACUGGAUCCAGGAAGGUGAAGAAGGGCGUCCAAAGGAUGACCGCCACCUCCGUGGCUGUGGCUACCUUCCCGGCUGCCCGGGCUCCAAUGGUUUCCACAACAACGACACCUUCCACUUCCUGAAAUGCUGCAACACCACCAAAUGCAACGAGGGCCCAAUCCUGGAGCUUGAAAAUCUGCCGCAGAAUGGCCGCCAGUGUUACAGCUGCAAGGGGAACAGCACCCAUGGAUGCUCCUCUGAAGAGACUUUCCUCAUUGACUGCCGAGGCCCCAUGAAUCAAUGUCUGGUAGCCACCGGCACUCACGAACCGAAAAACCAAAGCUAUAUGGUAAGAGGCUGUGCAACCGCCUCAAUGUGCCAACAUGCCCACCUGGGUGACGCCUUCAGCAUGAACCACAUUGAUGUCUCCUGCUGUACUAAAAGUGGCUGUAACCACCCAGACCUGGAUGUCCAGUACCGCAGCGGGGCUGCUCCUCAGCCUGGCCCUGCCCAUCUCAGCCUCACCAUCACCCUGCUAAUGACGGCCAGACUGUGGGGAGGCACUCUCCUCUGGACCUAAACCUGAAAUCCCCCUCUC